GGCGAUUCCAGCGAGCGGACUGAUGACGUCAGCGUUUGGGCUCCAUGGCAGCUCGGCGGCGGGGGACUGCCGGCGGCAGAACGCGAGCUGAAAGAGUUAAUAAUGGCAAAACAGUUGCAGAAGACCCUCCUCCUGCAAAGAAAAUUCGAAAAUGUCACAGGGUGAAAAAGGAGCCUGUGGCUGAAGGAAAGGCAGAUAAUGACAGGACUGAAGACAAGCAAGAGUCUGUGAAGACCUUGCUGUUAAAGGGCAAAGCUCCAGUGGACCCAGAGUGCACAGCCAAGGUGGGGAAGGCCCAUGUGUACUGUGAAGGAAAUGAUGUCUAUGAUGUCAUGCUAAAUCAGACCAAUCUCCAGUUCAACAACAACAAGUAUUACCUGAUUCAGCUGUUAGAAGAUGAUGCCCAGAGAAACUUCAGUGUUUGGAUGAGAUGGGGCCGAGUUGGGAAGACAGGGCAGCACAGCUUGGUGGCUUGUUCCAGGGACCUCAACAAGGCCAAGGACAUCUUUCAAAAGAAAUUCCUUGACAAAACAAAAAAUAAUUGGGAGGAUCGUGAGAAGUUUAAGAAGAUGCCUGGAAAAUAUGAUAUGCUACAGAUGGACUAUGCUAGCAGCACACAGAAUGAAGAGGAAACAAAGAAAGAGGAAUCUCUUAAAUCCCCCUUGAAACUAGAGUCACAGCUAGAUCUUCGUGUACAGGAGCUGAUAAAGUUGAUCUGUAAUGUCCAGGCCAUGGAAGAGAUGAUGGUAGAAAUGAAAUAUGAUACCAAGAAAGCUCCACUUGGGAAGCUGACAGUGGCACAAAUCAAGGCAGGUUACCAGUCUCUUAAGAAGAUUGAGGAUUGUAUUCGGGCUGGCCAGCAUGGACGAGCUCUCAUCGAAGCAUGCAAUGAAUUCUACACCCGAAUCCCACAUGACUUUGGACUCCGUACCCCUCCAUUAAUCCGGACAGAGAAAGAACUGUCAGAUAAAGUACAACUACUGGAGGCUUUGGGAGACAUUGAAAUUGCAAUUAAGCUGGUGAAGACAGAACUGCAAAGCCCAGAACACCCAUUGGACCAACACUAUAGAAAACUAAAGUGUGCCUUGCACCCUUUAGACCAUGAGAGUUAUGAGUUCAAAGUGAUCUCCCAGUACCUACAGUCUACCCAUGCUCCCACACACAGUGACUAUACCAUGACCUUGCUGGAUGUCUUUGAAGUUGAGAAGGAGGGUGAAAAAGAAGCCUUCAGAGAGGACCUUCAUAACAGGCUGCUACUCUGGCAUGGCUCCAGGCUGAGUAACUGGGUAGGAAUCCUGAGCCAUGGGCUUCGAAUCGCCCCACCUGAGGCUCCCAUCACAGGUUACAUGUUCGGAAAAGGAAUCUACUUUGCUGACAUGUCUUCCAAGAGUGCCAAUUAUUGCUUUGCCACUCGCCUAAAGGAUACUGGGCUGCUGCUCUUAUCAGAGGUAGCUCUGGGUCAGUGUAAUGAGCUACUCGGGGCCAAUCCAGAGGCAGAAGGAUUACUGCAAGGCAAACACAGCACCAAGGGGCUGGGCAAGAUGGCUCCCAGUCCUGCGUGCGCCAUCACCUUGAAUGGGAGUACAGUGCCAUUAGGACCAGCAAGUGACACAGGAAUUCUGAAUCCAGAGGGUUACACGCUCAACUACAAUGAAUUUAUCGUCUAUAACCCCAACCAGGUCCGUAUGCGAUACCUUCUAAAGGUUCAGUUUAAUUUCCUGCAGCUGUGGUGACUGUUGAUAUUAAGAUAUGACAAACCGGAGAAGAUGUGACCU
Molecule: messenger RNA, 1775 nt
Organism: Budorcas taxicolor (takin)
Lineage: Eukaryota; Metazoa; Chordata; Mammalia; Artiodactyla; Bovidae
Gene: PARP2
Product: poly(ADP-ribose) polymerase 2
Exons: 16
Coding region: 45-1733 (562 amino acids)
Molecular function (GO): NAD+ poly-ADP-ribosyltransferase activity
Source: RefSeq, a predicted model, not a curated record